Molecule: messenger RNA, 4162 nt
Organism: Talpa occidentalis (Iberian mole)
Lineage: Eukaryota; Metazoa; Chordata; Mammalia; Eulipotyphla; Talpidae
Gene: KRI1
Product: KRI1 homolog
Exons: 19
Coding region: 33-2150 (705 amino acids)
Biological process (GO): endonucleolytic cleavage in ITS1 to separate SSU-rRNA from 5.8S rRNA and LSU-rRNA from tricistronic rRNA transcript (SSU-rRNA, 5.8S rRNA, LSU-rRNA)
Cellular component (GO): nucleolus; 90S preribosome
Source: RefSeq, a predicted model, not a curated record
UUUACGCGUGCGCAGUGGGUCACGGAGCCGCCAUGCCGGAGCCGCGCGGCUUGUCUCCGCUUCGGGUCAACAAGGCGUUUGCUGCCCGGUACGGCCGCUACCGGGAGCGCGAGGAGCUGCAGCGGCUGAAAGAUCGCUACGGCGACCCGGAUAGCAGCGGCGACUCCAGCUCCGAGUCUGACUCCAGCGACGAGCGCGUGGAAUUUGAUCCUCAACAGGAGCGUGACUUUUAUAGGACUCUCUCUUUGUUGAAGAAGAAGGAUCCCCGCAUUUAUCAGAAAGAUGCCAUCUUCUAUCAGAGAACAGCUUCGUCCUCGGAGAGUGAGGACGAGUCAACAGCCAAGGCAAAGCAAAAGAAGGUGCAGCCCAUGUACCUGAAGGACUACGAAAGAAAAGUUAUUUUGGAGAAAGAAGGCAAAUAUGUCGACGAGGAGAAUUCAGAUGGGGAGCCCUCUAAUCAGAGACUCCAGCAGAUUUCUUCAAAAAGUUAUGUGGAAGAACAGAAACAGCUCAAGGAAAGCUUCCAGGCAUUCAUGGAGGACAGUGAGGAUGAAGACAGUGCCGGGGAAGGUGGCUCUGGCUUGCUGCAGAAACGAACUAAAACUGGGGAGGAGAAGGCCCAAGAGGAUGCUGACUACAUGGAAUGGCUGAAGGGGCAGAAGGAGAUUCGAAACCCAAACACCCAUGCUCUGGAGGAACUAACCCACCUCAAGGAAUAUUGGAACAAUCCAGAGCUGGAUGAAGGAGAGCAGUUUCUGCGAGAUUAUAUCCUUAACAAACGCUAUGAGGAGGAGGGAGAUGAGGAAGAAGAGGAGGAGGAGGAAGGGGUCCCCAGUCCUGUCCAGUUGGCUGUGGACGACUCCUCAGAUGAGGGAGAGCUAUUUCUGAAGAAGCAGGAGGACUUUGAGCACAAGUACAACUUCCGCUUUGAGGAGCCGGACUCUGCUUUGGUCAAGACCUACCCUCGGACCAUCGCAUCCUCUGUGCGCCGCAAGGAUGAGCGCAGGAAGGAGAGGAGGGAGGAGACCCGGGAGCGAAAGAAGAGGGAGAAGGUGAAGAAGCAGGAGGAGCUCAAGCAGCUGAAGAACCUGAAGAGGAAGGAGAUUCUAGCCAAGCUGGAGAGACUGCGGCAGGUCACAGGCAAUGAGACGCUGGGAUUUGAGGAGAAGGACCUUGAGGAUGACUUUGACCCAGCCCAGCAUGACCAGCUCAUGCAGAAGUGCUUUGGGGAUGAGUACUAUGGUGCUAUGGAAGAAGAGAAGCCACAGUUUGAGGAAGAGGAAGAGCUUGAAGAUGACUGGAACUGGGACACGUGGGCUGGGCCAGAGCAGGGUGGUGCAUGGAGCCAGCAGGAGCUGCACUGUGAGGACCCCGACUUUAACAUGGAUGCUGACUACAACCCCAGCCAAAAGCGGAAAAAGCCACGUGAGGCCCCCUCGACAGGCAAGAAGAAACGCAAGUCACCCUUUGCCUCGGCCGUGGGGCAGGAAAAGCCUGUGUUUGACCCCGGGGACAGGACUUUUGAAGAGUACCUGGAUGAGUAUUACCGGCUGGACUAUGAGGACAUCAUUGAUGAUCUGCCCUGUCGCUUCAAAUACCGAAGUGUGGUGCCCUGUGACUUUGGGCUCAGCACCGAGGAGAUCCUUGCUGCCGACGACAAGGAGCUGAACCGGUGGUGCUCCCUGAAGAAGACCUGCAUGUAUAGGUCAGAGCAGGAGGAGCUACAGGACAAGAGGGCAUAUAGCCAGAAGGCCCAGAAUGCGUGGAAGAAGAGGCAGAUCUUCAAGUCACUCUGCCCAGAGGAGACGGAGACAUCCACAGAAGCCACAGAGACGCCACAGAGAGACAAAUCCAGUCCGCAUGGGCAGCUGCCAAUACCUGCCAAUGAUAGGGCCUACAGAAAGCAGCCCUGGCUUGAGAGCCCCCCAGUGCAGGAUGAAGUGACCCCUGUGUCAUCCAACCAGAAGCCAGCCUCCCAGAGGCGGAGGAGGGGCAAGAAGGCACGUCUUCUGGGCCCCACAGUAACACUAGCUGGUCGUGAGUUCAGCCGUCAGAGACUGCAGGCCUUUGGCCUCAACCCCAAACGGCUGCACUUCCGUCAGUUGGGCCAACAACGAAAGAAGCAGCAGAGGCUCAAGAAUGCUCCCUAAAUUCAGGGAGCAUGCAGGAGCCCUGGGUCCCUUCCCCCCCACCCCCCCAAUAAGGGCCCUUGGUUGCAUUGCCCUGGUUGAAAGUACAGCCCUUCUGUCUACCUGGUGGGCCAGGGAGUCUUUCAUCUGAUGCAGAAACUGAGGCCUACUGAACAAGUUAGAGACACCCUUGGAGAUCAUCCCUCAAAUGCUGGGCUCAGCCAUAGCCACUGUCAAGUCAAACGGCUUUAUUAGUCCCCAGUGGCCACAGUUCCCUGCCACCACCAGCCCUUGGCAGGACAGGGGUUUCAGGACCAAUGAGGGGCACAGGCAGUCCAGUGCAAACUACAGUACUUGAGUCAUGCCCUGAGUGGGUGCCCAGAAGCUUGUGCUCCCUCCCUGCCCUGUGAGAUGGGCAGCAGCUCAGUUGGUGAGAGGCAGGCCUAUAGCCUCUGCCCCUGGCUGAAUGGCUCUUGCCCAAAGUUCUGGACUGGUCUCAGCUGCACUUGUCAAGGGGGUGAGAAUGGUCACCGCCAGAGUUCAAGUUCCCAUAUCCAGUGUGACAUAAAUAAAAAAAUAGUGUCGCAUCUUCUCCCCCAAUCCCUCCUUUUAUAAAAACACGAAGUCCUCAGAGCUUGGGCGCUUGGCCUUGAGGAGUCGCCCAGUGCGAGGCAGCCGCAGUGUUGGCUGGGAGAGCUGGGAGCAGAGGUCAUCCAGGCUAUGGUCCUGAGCAUGGCCCUCGGCCAGGGUGAACAUGGGGUACCGCUCUGAGGUGGAUGAAGAACUGAGGACCUGGUGGGAGGAGGGAAAGAGAUCAACCCCAAACACAGUAGCUAAGUUAGUUAUCCUGUAGGCAUAACAAAUAGGUUAUUAGAUGCUUCCUGAAUACAAAUCCCGUCCCUCCAGGGCAAUAAGCUCGGCCAGUCAGCAUUUCACAUUCCCUAGAUGCAGUGAUUGGCUCAGUGAAGUGCAUCUGACCUGACAGCCAAUGAAAAGCAGCCCUGAGAUUUUUGCUGCAUCUGUGGAGUGGUGUGGGAGAGCGGGGCUCCCAUUUCGCUGGGAGGUAGGUGGUCAGAGAUGCCUCCUGGAUGUAGCUGUCCCCCAAAGGCAGCAAUGCUUCAUUUUUUGCCCCAUCUUUAUAGAGGGAGUUACACCUGGGCUUGUGGGAAGAAGCCUGGAAGCAGCCUCCCCAAAGCUGUUGGAUUCAAGAUCUUUGUUCCUCACCCAACUCUGCCUACACUUUGCUUCCCACCCUCUACCACUCUUCUUGCUCACCCUGGUCAGCUCUGAGCAAAGUGUCUCAAACUCCUUCCUGUCUCCAGCGUAGAACCCCACAGUACAGCUUGGGUCCAUCUUGGCAAAGGCCAUCUUGCGGGGUGAGGUGCAAUGGAAGGACUGGGGCAGACAGACAAGGGAAGAUCAGGGGGCCCUGACUCCUUCCACAUGCCCCCAACCCCACCCUGGGAAUCCCAGCUCACCUCCAGGGGGAAGUCAGCCCUGCUGACAUCCACAGUGGGCUGGCAGUAGUGGGGGUCCAGGUAGAGCAGGAAAUCAUCUGCAGGGGAAGAAGCAUUAGUGGGUGUAGGGGAGGAUGAAGUGGGAUAGGUAGAGCAGGAUAGGGUGAACUUACCCUGGUACCCGAUGAAGUACAGAGAGUGUCGUGGCUUGCCCCCCAUGAUACCCAGGCAUAGCUCUGAACGCAGGAGCUCCUGUAGGGAGGAAAGUAGGUUAAGGUGAGGACUUGGGGUAUGUGCUGUUAGGCAGUCCUCAACAAACACAAAUGCCCAAAAUAUGUGAACCCACGCUGCUGGGCUCUAGGGGACCAGCAGUGACCAGGAUAGACAAAACCACCACCCUCACGGUGCUGAUGUUCUAGUGUGGGAGACAGAACAAGAUGAGUAGGUCAUGUCAUAUCAGGAGAGAACACCAUGGAGAAGAACAAAGGGAAAGGGGCUUUGUGAUAGCUGGGUUACAGGCCAGAGAUGGGGGGAGGGGGAGGUGGGUGAGAGGAUUCACCAGAGACAGAGCGGGGA